Molecule: messenger RNA, 1512 nt
Organism: Myotis brandtii (Brandt's bat)
Lineage: Eukaryota; Metazoa; Chordata; Mammalia; Chiroptera; Vespertilionidae
Product: phosphatidylinositol 3,4,5-trisphosphate 3-phosphatase TPTE2-like
Exons: 15
Coding region: 16-1260 (414 amino acids)
Biological process (GO): monoatomic ion transport; protein dephosphorylation; transmembrane transport
Cellular component (GO): cytosol; membrane
Molecular function (GO): phosphatidylinositol-3,4,5-trisphosphate 3-phosphatase activity; monoatomic ion channel activity; protein tyrosine phosphatase activity
Source: RefSeq, a predicted model, not a curated record
GGUUUAUAUUUUUUCAUGGAUAUUCUUCUUCGAGUAUUUGUAGAAGGGAUACUAUCAUAUUUUUCUGAUAUACUUAAUUCCAUGGAUGCUGCCAUUAUUGUAGUGACUCUAAUAAUUGAUUUCAAUGAUACUUUUUAUGACUAUGAGAUUUUUAAAGAUAUUCCCAGAUUGGUAAUUCUCCUUCGGUCUCUACGCCUUAUCAUUCUGAUGAGAAUUUUUCAUCUGGCUUACGAAGAAAGACAGCUUGAAAAGUUGACCAGAAGGAUGGUUUCAGGAAACAAACGACGAUACAAGAAAGAUGGAUUUGACUUAGACCUCACUUAUGUUACUGAACGUAUUAUUGCCAUGUCAUUCCCAUCUUCUGGAAAGGAGUCUUUCUAUAGGAAUCCAAUUCAGGAAGUUGUGCGGUUCCUGGAUACCAAGCAUCGAAACCACUAUCAAGUCUACAAUCUUUGCAGUGAAAGAUCUUAUGAUCCUAAGUACUUCCAUUAUAGGGUCCAUCGAAUCAUGAUUGAUGAUCAUAAUGUCCCCUCUCUGAGUGAGAUGGUGGAAUUUUCCAAAGAAGCACAGAAUUGGAUGGCUCAAGAUGACAAAAACAUCAUAGUGAUUCACUGUAAGGGAGGCAAAGGAAGAACUGGAACUAUGGCUUGUGCAUGCCUUAUUGCCUGUGAAAUAUUUACAACUGCAGAGGACAGCCUUUAUUAUUUUGGAGAACGACGAACAGAUAAAACCACCAGCAGUAAAUUUCAGGGAGUAGAAACUCCUUCUCAGAAUAGGUAUGUUGGAUAUUUUGAAGAUGUGAAAAAUAUUUAUGACUUGACUCUCCCUCCAAGAAAAAUACUUAGGAUAAAAAAAUUUGUUAUUUAUUCAAUUCAUGGUGUUGGAAAAGGCAACGGUGAUGAUCUAAAAGUGAAAAUAAUAAUGCGUCAAAAGAUUGCCUUUUUCUGUUCUGCUUCCAAAAACUGUAGGGUAGUUCAUGAUAUUGAAAGGGACAGAGUAACAAUUCAUCUAUGCAACUGUCCACUUCUGUAUGAUGAUGUAAAAGUGCAAUUUCUGUCUUCUUCAGAUCUUCCUAAAUACUAUGACAACUGCCCCUUUUACUUUUGGUUCCACACAUCCUUUAUAGAAAAUAACAGGCUUUAUCUUUCAAGAAAUGAAUUGGAUAAUCCCCAUAAACCAAAAGCAUGGAAAAUUUAUCGUCCAGAGUUUGCAGUUGAAAUUUAUUUUGAUGAUGUUAAGUUGUGCCUGGUAUCUGAUUAAGUGUAGUUCCCCUUCUAGAAUAGAAUCAUAUUCUUCCCAAUCCCUGCUAUGUAUUUAUAUCUUCAAAACCCUCUUCCUUGCUGGUAUACUUAUAUUUACAUAUGUGUACAUAUGUUCUUGAGAAUACUAUUCAACAUAUAUUAAAUAUAUACAAGAGAAAAUGUCAAUGGCAAUUUUUUUUCCUUUUUGAAGGAAUAUACUUCACACAAAGUUUUGAGAUAAAUUUGGAACACAAUACACAGGAACAUUAGU